GCAUGAUUAAAACGUCAUCGCUUGGCGUCUGCUACGUCACAUACCUCGGACGCAUGUUUGGCGUCUCUUGUUGGCAUUUAGUUCUCAGAUAAACGUCGUUCCGUAUGGCGAAUGGCUGUAAAGAUGUGCUGUUCACGCGUGGAGCAGGACAGAGUGACGAUUCAGAUAUAUGGGACGAUACAGCUUUAAUAAAGGCUUAUGAUAAGGCAGUUGCAUCAUUUAAGACUGCUCUCAAAGGGGGGGAAGAGCCACAAACAUCCAAGAAGUCAGAUCCCACAAAGAAACGCAAAAAUACCAAGAAAAAUGACAGCAGGAAGAGAACCAACGCACCAGCAAAUAAAGAGUGGAAAGUUGGAGAUAACUGCAGUGCCUACUGGUCAGAGGAUGGCCAGUUGUAUACAGCCAUCAUCUCCUCGAUAGAUGAGAAGAAGGGAACGUGUGUUGUGCUCUAUAGAGAUUAUGGUAAUGAGGAAGAGCAGAAACUUGAGGAUUUGCUGUCUGACAUUUCAGAAGAGGAGGACAACUCAAAGACAAAGGCCAAUGAAGCAGAAUCUUCAACAGAGGAGAGUGACCGUUCAACAGCGCCGAACCAGCACAAGCAGACAUAUAGUAAAACUCAAAAACCCAAGCCCCAAAGAGCGCCCCCUCCCAUGUGGGCUCCUGGUUUCCCUGGUUUUCCCCCGGGUCCUCCUCCUCCGAUGCCAGCUUUCUCAAAGGGCGGAAGGAAACAGCUUGGUGGUCAUGGACCUCUGCCUCCACCGUGGCAUCCUGGCAUGAUGCCCUUUGGUCCACCAAUGAUUCCUCCUCCACCACCAAUGAGCCCUGACAUGCCUGAUGAUGAAGCACUGGGCAGCAUGCUCAUCUCCUGGUACAUGAGCGGGUAUCACACCGGAUUCUACCUGGGAUUGAAACAAGGUCGAAAAGAGGCAACAAAGUUGUCAAAGCAUCACCACAAAUGAAGAAGGCAGUUUCAGGUCCCAGGGGUGUCACAUCCAGCUGUAGCAGCCCCCUCCCUGAUGUGCCUGAGCCACCGUCCUUGUCUCAAAAUGAAUUACUUGGAACAUGUUGUGGACAGAAUGUCUGAGCUGGUUUUCUAUUCCUUUUCCUUUGUAAAUAGACAAAUAAAAGCUGCCCAAGCACA
This is a messenger RNA of Synchiropus splendidus (mandarinfish), 1141 nucleotides long. RefSeq names its product survival of motor neuron 1, telomeric (gene smn1). NCBI's taxonomy places the organism in Eukaryota, Metazoa, Chordata, Actinopteri, Syngnathiformes, Callionymidae. Gene Ontology annotation, cellular component: nucleus; cytoplasm. The transcript has 8 exons. Gene Ontology annotation, biological process: mRNA processing. The coding region runs from base 105 to 959 and encodes 284 amino acids. The record is from RefSeq and is a predicted model, not a curated record. Gene Ontology annotation, molecular function: RNA binding.